This is a messenger RNA of Podarcis lilfordi (Lilford's wall lizard), 510 nucleotides long. NCBI's taxonomy places the organism in Eukaryota, Metazoa, Chordata, Lepidosauria, Squamata, Lacertidae. The record is from the annotation of a GenBank genome assembly.
AUGAAGCCUAAGCACUUCCUCUGCCUGCUGCUGAGCUGCUGCUUCCUACAAAAUGGUGACUGCAAGCAUCACAGGCCAGACUGUACUGCUGUUCUCUGCCUAGCUUGUCCUGACAAUCACAAAGCCGUGACCCGUAAGGACCAGUGCUGUCCGCGCUGCAUCCCUCAGUGCAAGUGCCCUGCGUUUCUGAAGGAAGCUUGUAUCCAGGAAGGCUAUGAAGAUGGCAUCCUUCUCCUGGGACAGUCUGUGAUUAUUGACUUUGGGACCCGAAAGUGUACCUGUGGAGAAGAUCAUAACAUUGUCUGCGCUUCCACUUGCCCCAAGAUUUCUCCAGCUUGCAAGUAUAUAGGAAGACCCCAGGAUGGCUGUGGAAUAUGCGCUUGUCCCACUGAUGAUGAAAAUUUUGUACCUGCUGGUGAAGUCAUUGAAAGAGAAUGUAAAAUUUGUAAGUGUCCCCCAAAUGGGGGGCAGCUUCAGUGCACCUUAACCUCUAAAUGCUCGCUAGGGUAA